Chironomus riparius is the source of this 4742-nucleotide messenger RNA. NCBI's taxonomy places the organism in Eukaryota, Metazoa, Arthropoda, Insecta, Diptera, Chironomidae. The record is from the annotation of a GenBank genome assembly.
AUGAUCCCCACUCCAGAUAAAUUAUUAUUAAGACAAUAUAUAUUGGAAGAUCUGCCAGUUCUACAUCAGUUGACUUUCAGUUUUCUUUUCAUUAAGGACUGAAAGUUGUUCAAUUAUGAAUUACAUAAUUUUAUUUUAUUUGUCACUGUUUGUGGUUUGUACUACACAGUUAAGUCCUCCAGUUUCACAACCUGCUUCAAGACCACCAGCUUCUAGCCCAGUUUCGAGACCACGAAGACCUCCACGAUCUGAUGAAAGAAUCCUUCCUGAAUCAAUUUUCACAGUCGUUGCUCCUUAUGUGAUUCGUCAAGGAAAAACUUUCAACGUUCAGGUCAGAGGAUUCGAUGUCAAAACUACCAUUCGAUUGACAAUCAGAAUCAAUGGAACAACUGACGGUGGAGAAAAAUUAAAGCUCAAGAAGUCUGUAACUCUAUCAAGAGGUAACUCAAAGGCUUCUGUAUCAUUUGAUACUUCCUACAUUGAAAGUGGAAGCUACUCACUUUUUGUUGAAACUGAAGGCUUUGCAGAAAAGAGAACAUUGACUUACAUGAGGAAGAAAUACUCAUUCUUUGUACAAUUCAACAAAGCUAUCUUCUUGCCUGGUGAUCUUCUUCAGUUUAGAAUUUUUGCUUUAGACUCAGAAACUAAAAUGGCAACUCCUACAUAUGCAAAUAUUAUUUCAAUUGCUGAUCCGAGGAGAAAUGCUAUAAUGUCGUUCCAAAAUGUUACAUUUAAGAGAGGAAAAUAUGAGGGCAGUUUCAAGUUGAGUGAAAAAGCUAGCUUGGGAGUAUGGACAUUACGUUUUACAUGUGAACAGGAGAUUGUUCAAAAACUUUUCGAAGUUGCUGAAUACACACUUCCACUAUUAAAAGCAACAUUAUCUGUUCAAAAACUCACUCCAUAUAAAUUUGGAAAAGUCUCAAUCACAAUUGAUGUAUCAUAUACUUCUGGAGGUGAAGCUUCAGGACCAGCUACAGUUUCAAUCAGCAAAAAUGGACCUGAUAUAUUACAAAAAACUGUUCAAAUUGAGUCUGGAACGGCAACAAUUGAGCUUGACAUCGUGAAUGAUUUAAAAUUGCCUGCUGGAUUAUCUGGAUCAUUUGGAGCAUCUGUUGUCUUUGAGGAUGCAUUAACAGGAAAUAAGGUUGUUGAUUCCAAGAAUUUUGAAGUCACACGCUAUACUUAUACAAUAAGCUCCAGAACAGAAAGUAUUGCUAAACCAGGAUCACCAUUAACAUUCACAAUUACCAUGCAAAGAUAUGACGGCUCACCAGCACCAGCAGGUACUCAAGUCACAAUUGAAGCUAAUGUACCAGAUAAUAUUCCAUCACAAACUUUAACAAUUGGUGAUGAUGGAACUGUUACGUCAUCAGUUGACAUACCUUCUAAUACGACAUAUUUUAAUAUGAAAAUCAAGGCAGAAGAGGCUGAUGGUAGAAAUCUCUACGCUAGAAUAAUAUCAUCUGGAACUCAAAGAGGACCAUUUAUACAAAUUGAUGUUUUGACUCCUGAACCUAAAAUAAACGAGCAAUUGCAAAUUCAUGUCACAACUGGAGAACAAGUGCUCUCGGUAAUGCUUCAUAUUAUGUCAAAAAGUGUUUUGUUGGAUUCAAUUAAACUAAACUUCGAUAGUGAUAGCGAUGAAGAUAAUGAUAAGACGACCGUUAUUUACACAAUGAAACCUUCAUUCAAGUAUGCACCGGAAAUACAAUUUUUUGCAUAUUAUAUUACAAAAUCUGGUGAUUUUGUUAUUGGACAAACAAGAGUCAGGCUACAAAACGAUCUUCCUAAUUAUCUUAAAAUUUCACCAUCAACUCAAGACGUGAAGCCUGGUGAAGAAAUAAGCUUAGACAUUGAAAGCAAAAUUGGUUCUAAAGUAUCAUUGCUUGCUAUGGAUCAAAGAGUUUUGUUAUUAAGAACGGGUCAUAAUUUUACCAAAGAAGAAGUAAUUCGGGAUUUAAAUAAAUACAAUCUUAAUAAUAUCCGUUACGAGUCUAGAGUGGCUGGAUACGAAUAUGAUUUUGGAGAUGCUGGACUUUUUGUUUUUACUAAUAUUCCUCGACCAUAUCGAUCAGUUCCAAGACGCAGGCAGGCAAUGAGCAGACCACGAGGUAGCAAACCUGGUUCAAGGGAACUCAAAGUUCGUGAAGAUUUCAGAGAAACUUUCUUGUGGCGCGAUGUUUCAAUUUAUGAUUCAGCCAACGACUACGAUGAUGAAUCUAAAGGUAUUGCAACAAUCACUGAGAAAGUUCCUGAAUCAAUUACAACUUACUUGAUCUACGGUGUCUCAAUGAGCAAAUAUGAUGGAAUUGGAUUGUCUGACAAUAUUCCAGAAGUCAGCAUCUUCUUGCCUUUCUUCCUCUCUAUUGAACUUCCAUAUUCUGUAAAACGCAAUGAAGUUCUUAUCCAAGACAUUCUCAUCUUUAAUUAUUUGCCAAGAAGACAAACUGUCGAAGUUAAAAUCACUAAGAACGAUGGUUUUGAAGCUGUUGAACUUGAAAACUAUGGAUGGAAAGAUGUCAAAGGUUUUUAUGUCAAAUCUAUCAAAACUUAUGUCAAUAAAAACAUUAAGCUUCAGUUCGCUUUAAAAUCAGACAUUAUCGGAUUUAUUCCAUUCGAAGUGACUGCCAAGGGUCCAUUAGCUGGUGAUGGAAUCAAAAAACAAUUGAGAAUCAUACCUGAGGGAAUAUCACGUUCAAUUACUUCAUCGGUAUUCAUAGCUCUUGACUCUAAAAAUCCAGAAGAAAAAGCAACAUUAACCUGCACUUUUCCAAAAUCAGCUUAUAUGGACACAACAUCUGUCUCUGCAACUGUUGCUGGAGAUGUUUUUGGAAAAGCGUUGAUUAAUCUUGAUAAAUUAAUUAAAAUGCCGAGCGGUUGUGGGGAACAGACAAUGCUUAGCCUUGCUCCUGAUAUAGCCAUUUAUGAAUAUCUAUCAGUAUCAGAAAAGUUAACUGGAACAUUGCAAGGAACUCUUCAAAACUACAUCCGUGCUGGAUAUCAAAAUGAAAUGAGAUAUCAAAGACGUGAUGGAAGCUUCUCAGCUUUUGGGGACUAUGAUAAAUCAGGUUCAACAUGGUUGACUGCUUAUGUCGUUCAAUACUUCUAUUUCGCUAAGAAUAUAAUAACAAUUGAUCCUAAUGUCCUCAAGGGAGGUGCUGAUUUCGUUGUGAGAAACCAAAAUGCAGAUGGAUCUUUCAAAGAGCCUGGAAGAGUUUUUCACACUGAUAUGCAAGGAGGAAGUGGAGCAGGAAUCGGAUUGACAGCUUACUGCACAAUUGUACUUUCUAUUCUCAUGCCUGAUUAUCUUGAUUUUGUUACAGCAAGAGAUAAGGCUGUUAAAUACUUGGAAGACAAUUACAGCACAGGAAGAACUCUCUAUGAAUUAGGUAUCAUAUCGAAUGCAUUACAAAUAGCUAAAAGUAGUAAAGCAAGUUCCGCAUACAACAUGUUCUAUGCAAAGAAAACUGAAGCAGAUGGACUUUUAUAUUGGACAACACCUGCACCUGCAAAUCCUGAUUAUUGGUAUCGUAACCAACCAAGAUCACUUGACAUUGAAGUAACUUCAUACGGUUUACUUACAGUCAUCAAAAAAGGUGAAAAAUUAGCAACAAUUCUGAAGAUUGUCAAGUAUCUUGUCAGUAAAGCCAAUAACCUUGGUGGUUAUAGUUCAUCACAAGAUACAGUUAUGGCAUUCUAUGCAUUGAGUCAAUUUGCUAGAACUUACGCUUUAGAUGCAAAUGUGGAACUCACUAUGACACCAAAUGUCGGUAAUAAAUUCGAAGCCAGUGUUGAUUCUUCUAAUGCAUUUACUCUCCAAUCAUUUGAAUUGAAACCAAGUACUACAAAAUUGAAGAUUGUUACAACUACUGAUGAUUCUGGUCUUGCCAUUGUCAGUCUUAUCUGCAACUUCUAUGAAGAUCCAACAAAAGUUGUUCCAACCUUUAACGUGACUUACAAUUAUGGUUUUACGUGCAAUUCUAGAAUGACAUUAAAUGUUUGUGCUAGUUAUAUCCCUAAAGGUACAUCCAACAUGGCUAUUAUGAUUGUAAAUAUGCCAUCUGGCUUUGUUUAUAAUGAUCGACAAGGUCAACGAAAUCAAGAUAUUAGCAGAACUGAAGUCGUAAAUCAGGGAUCACAAGUAAUUUUCUACUUUAACAGUUUCUCGAAUGCAGAAAGUUGUGUGACAAUAAACGCUUUUAGAGCCAAAAUUGUUGCUGAAUUGAAGGGCGCAACAAUCGAAGUUUACGAUUAUUAUGACACAUCUAAACAAGGAAUGACAUCAUAUCCUCCUCCAGAUAUGACUGAAAAAUGUUAUUACUACGAAUACGAUGGUGAAUGAAAUUAAAUUUUCUAUUUUUCAUGCUUUCAUUUGAUUAUUCUGACUUAUUGUUCUUUCCUAUUUCCUUUAAUUCAUCAUUUAUGAAAUUUUUAAUAAAAUAGAAUUUGAAUUGCACAAUUAAGAAUCUUUGAAUUUACUUUUUUUUUUAAACAAAGAACAUAAUGGAGAUGUUGUGGAUUUACAGAAAACUUUUAUAUUUUUUUAUGUCCUCAGUAUUGAUCGAUGGUUGGACAAUUGUAGUAAAAAGAAAAAAAAUGUACUUUUAAAAUUUUGAGAACAGUCAUAAGUUCUGUAGCAGCAGCUCUUGUAAAAUUUAUUUACUUUUUACAUUCGUGUUUGGAAGUCAGAUCAGCAAUAGAAGAAAAUAUUGCAAAAGCUAAUAUUGUCCAAAAAGAACCCU